Penicillium cosmopolitanum is the source of this 1146-nucleotide messenger RNA. RefSeq lists its product as uncharacterized. The record is from RefSeq and is a predicted model, not a curated record. Bases 1 to 1146 code for a protein of 381 amino acids. The transcript is spliced from 5 exons. Lineage: Eukaryota; Fungi; Ascomycota; Eurotiomycetes; Eurotiales; Aspergillaceae.
AUGGAUAUCAUUGGCCUUGACGAUGGCAUUUUCAAGCGGGAUGUUGGUGGUGAUAUCUACCUGUCUUCACGGGGAACUCAAGGCUUGGUGGUAAGCGUUGUAUUCACAUCAUUGGCUACAGCUUUCGUGGGGAUUCGAAUCUAUACCAGACUCAAGUUCUUGCGAACCUUAGAAGCCAAUGACUGGAUGGUGAUCAUCGCAUUGGUCAACUCGUUCGUCUUCAUGGGACUCGACAUUGUCGAGGCUACCAGCGGGAUGGGAAUGCAUCUCAAGGAUAUCCCUCCUCAUAUUCUCGUGAGACAGUUAAAGGCAUUCUGGCUCACUAUUCCCUUCUAUAAUGCCGCCGUCCUCUGCGCGAAAGCCUCGAUCCUCAUGCAAUAUUUCCGAGUAUUCCCCACAAAGCGCAUGCGUCUUAUCUGCUGGAUCAUGAUAACAAUUUUGGCUCUCUAUGGUACCUGGGCUGUGAUCAGUGCAUUUUUGAAUUGUAUUCCAGUUGCUAAAUUCUGGGAUCCUACUAUCGAGGGGUUCUGCUUGAACAAACCUGCAUUGUGGUUCUCCAAUGCUGCCAUGCAUAUCACCACUGAUAUAGCAAUUCUUAUUAUCCCGAUCCCUGCCCUGGCAUCGAUUGAUGUUCCUAGGAGGCAAAAAAUCGCAUUGAUGCUGAUGUUUGCCCUGGGUGGAUUCGUGUGCAUCACGAGCAUCGUUCGUCUCGUCAGUCUCAAAAAGAUAUCCGAUUCCCUGGAUCCUACCUAUGAUAAUGUGGGCGCCGCAUCUUGGUCCGCCAUAGAGUGCAAUACCGGUAUCAUCUGCGCUUGUCUUCCGACUCUAAAACCACUCAUUUCCAAAAUCAUCCCUGGCUUGAUCUCAACCCUCAGUGGAAACCGCUACGGCACAGGCCAGUCGACAACUCGCCGCGGCACCUGGAACGAUCAGUCGACUAUCGGUGCACCCGUCGAAGACCCUGAGUACGGAUCGGGCGAUCCAGAGCGUGUUUUGUCGUUCGGCCCUAGUGGAGGGUUGAAGUAUGGAGAAGCCGUGGGAGCCAAGGACGACAAGCUCCAGGUGAUUGAUCCAUCUGUUAUCAACGAGCUUUCGGAGCUCCGCCACCAACAAACACCAUCCAUCGAGUCAAUUCCUUUGAAAUAA